AGUUCGGGAUCUGUCCUCAUAGGACGGCCUACUCGACGGAAAGGUGUCGAAUGGUUUUCUGUCAUCAUAUAUCACUCCUUGCCCUCUUUCCAUUGGUCGCAUACACGUCGAAGCGCGGCCCCCGGCGUGCCCAUGUUUUGAGUCAAGGCGAUCACCCACACGCCGGCCUGACAAGGGCGGGCCAUCUUAGUUGCCUAUAUCUCUGCUGUUUAUGUACCGACUCUUCUUCUCCCAACGGUUCAACUUCAAGUUCCCUUCUUACUCAGAAUGCCCAACUGGACAAUUCCAUUGACGUACGAGGCGGUGCUUACGGUCCUGAAUGCAAUUCAAGUUGGACGACGAGUGAUCGUGGCCGUAUAUGCUCUUCAGGUCUAUGAAUGGCUGAUAUGCUGGAGAGAUGAAGUCGAACUAAUAUGGUCAUCCUCGUGGAAUUCUAUGAGGAUACUAUUCACGUUAUGUAGAUAUUUUCCGCUCUUGUUCUAUCCAUUCUAUCUGUGGGCAUGGAUCCCGGUGCAUAGCAAAGAACUUUGUGAAAAACUAAUAUCUCCAUUGUACGGAUUUUGCACAGUUUUUCAAUUAUCAGCUCAAGCAGUGGUCCUGAUACGAUCUCAUGCUUUCAGCGGCCAAUACCUGUGCAUCCUGAUACUCUUAUGCACGUGUUGGAUCGGAUUGGCGGGCGCGGAUAUAUGGAUGUUUUUCACUCAAUUCAUUCUCGUCGACCUUACAUUUUCCAUCACCGGAAACCGGUCAAGUUGUUUUGGCAACGACAGACAUUCCGAAGCCUCAUACGACAGCGGGCUAUUCGUGACCCCGGUCGGCAUUGUUAUGAUGGUCUCUUUCGGUUUUGACACAUUGAUGAUAGUACUUUGUAUCGUGCAUUACCUACGCACACGGAGUGCCCAAGGGCCAUUAGGGAAAGCCUUCUUGAAACAAGGCAUUGGAGCGUUUGUGGUCAUAUCAUCCUUGAAUUUCUUCACGGCAAUGUCUUUUUUUGGCCGAUCUUCGUGGACUGGAAUAACGCUUCCUUUGACUCUCGUAGUGUCAGAUAUAAUGGCAUGCCGAUUAAUACUCUCCUUACGUCGAAGGGUUAGCCCGACGGAAAGCUUCGAGCUGCAGGAACAGUCGCGUUUUGUUAGUGAAGCAUUUGACCGACUAAAUGAACGAGACUCGGGGCCUUCUCGUUGUAUUUGGGCCCAGCGUGAAGCAGAUGUCUUAUAAUAUUGUAAAAAUGACGCUCACACUAAACAUAGCUUUGGACUUGUGUACGCUCGUGAGUCCAAGUAGAACACAAAUGAAAAC
This is a messenger RNA of Guyanagaster necrorhizus, 1299 nucleotides long. RefSeq lists its product as uncharacterized. Lineage: Eukaryota; Fungi; Basidiomycota; Agaricomycetes; Agaricales; Physalacriaceae. The record is from RefSeq and is a predicted model, not a curated record. The transcript has 15 exons. Bases 268 to 1218 code for a protein of 316 amino acids.